AUGCAGUGGGUUACCAACGGUUGUUACGCGGGCGCACUAGUUUUGUAUCUCAUAACGAAGUAUUAUUUUGAGAAUGAAUGUAAGAAGAGGCUUGGUAUGGACCUGCCUGGUGCUGCUUGCUGUAAGCAUUGUACAGGCCAGUAUAUUAACAAAGAAAUCGCUGCUAACUCCAAUGAGACAAUCGUGUUUCACAUGCAAGGCGGAAGACAGGCCAAUGGCGUGGCCGCUCAUAUCUCAGCUCGUGAAGUUCAAGGAUACAUUGAUGAAAGCUGUCAAUGUACUAACGGACAAUUU
Molecule: messenger RNA, 294 nt
Organism: Brenthis ino (lesser marbled fritillary)
Lineage: Eukaryota; Metazoa; Arthropoda; Insecta; Lepidoptera; Nymphalidae
Source: the annotation of a GenBank genome assembly